AGGGGCAAAAGAAAGAAAGGGGAAAAAAAAAAUCUAAAGAUGGAUAUGAGGGACCAGUACGGGAAUCGGGUCGGGAGGAUGGAUGAGUACGGGAACCCGAUCCAGACGGACGAGUACGGAAACCCGAUAACGAGUGGGGCCACAGGAGGAGGAUAUGGUCACGGGACCACGGGAGCGUACGGUACUACCGGGACAGGUGGCACACAGACAGCCGCAGGAUACGGGACUACAGGGACAGGUGGUGGACAGGGGCAGAUGAUGCACGCUACCAAGGAAGAGCACCGUGGUGGCGGUAUACUGCACCGCUCCGGUAGCUCUAGCUCCAGCUCUUCGGAGGAUGAUGGAAUGGGAGGGAGGAGGAAGAAGAAGGGACUUAAGGAGAAGAUCAAGGAGAAGCUCCCCGGCGGUCACAAGACCGAAGAGCACGGGUAUGAGCACGGCCAGGCCACCGGCACCACCGGCUACGGAGGAGGCACCACAACAACGGGAUACCAAGAGCCGGAGAGGAAGGGGAUGAUGGAGAAGAUCAAGGAGAAGCUCCCUGGCCGUCACUAAACUUAUCACUCACAAGCUUAGUUUGUGAUGUUGCUAGCUGCAUAUGUAUAAACUAGCAAGUUGUGUGGUCUAUGUUCACCUAGCUAGCUAAUUAAAUAAGGAGUGGGCAGUUACUUUGCGUC
Messenger RNA from Asparagus officinalis (garden asparagus), 677 nucleotides. RefSeq names its product water stress-inducible protein Rab21-like. The record is from RefSeq and is a predicted model, not a curated record. Bases 40 to 555 code for a protein of 171 amino acids. Lineage: Eukaryota; Viridiplantae; Streptophyta; Magnoliopsida; Asparagales; Asparagaceae. The transcript has 2 exons. Gene Ontology annotation, biological process: response to water.